Molecule: messenger RNA, 552 nt
Organism: Clonostachys rhizophaga
Lineage: Eukaryota; Fungi; Ascomycota; Sordariomycetes; Hypocreales; Bionectriaceae
Source: the annotation of a GenBank genome assembly
AUGAGCACCGUGGAGAUUAGAUUACUCGACCCAGAGAGGGAUGAAGAUCUGAUCCAAGAUCUUGUACAGCUCCAAAUCGACUGCAUCACCUGUGAUGGCGCUCUACUACGAUUCCAUCCACCGUUUGAUGAUGGAAAACGGCAACAAAUGCAGCUUUUCUGGGAGGACCGAUUCCGUCAGUGUCGCCAAGGAUUAAGAGUCUCGUUCCUAGCGGUUGAAAAAACAGGUUUCAACAAGGAGGACCUUUGCGGCGUUGUUGACCUCGGGCUGCCUGUGGCAGAUACUGGCCCAUUUCGGGGCGAUGUAGAAAUGCUCAUGGUCUCCCCGCAUCACCGACGCAAGGGGAUCGCCAAAAAGCUGCUUUCCGCGCUUGAGUUUUACGCGGAGGAAAAGGAGAGAACACUCUUGCAAUUAUCGACCGAUGCGGGCUCUACGGCAGCAACGUAUGUUUACCCUGCUAAGGGAUACACAAAGUUUGGAACAGUACCGGACUAUGGCAUUAGGCCGGACACAGCGGAGCUGGUAGCUGGAGAAUACUUUUAUAAAGACUUG